GAAAACUUACAAGGCGCAGACAUGCCAACUCUAAAACUAAUCACUGUGACUGACACUCAUUAUUCAGCUACGUUGCUGAAGUCAUUGAAUGAGCAGCGGAAGAGUGGAUUAUUUUGCGACGUCACCAUAAUAGUACAAGACAAGAAGUUCCGCGCUCACAAAACCAUCCUGUCUGCAUCGAGUACAUAUUUCCAUCAGCUCUUUGUUGUCUCUGGGCAAGUCAUUGAACUCAACUGCAUCCGAGCUGAGAUCUUCGAACAUGUCCUCAAUUACAUAUACAGCUCAAAGAUCGUUCGUAUUCGCUCGGACUUGCUGGAGGAGCUCAUGAGCGCCGGGCAGACACUUGGGGUGAAGUUCAUUGCUAACCUGGCGACCCCGCUUUCCCAAGUCAUAUGUGUGCCCGGUUUAUCAAAGGAUGAAGACCCCCAAAACCAAAUAUCAUCAGUGAUGAAUACGCCCAUCAUUUCGGAGUCCUACUCCAUAUCUACGGAGGAGUUCAAACAGUCGAGCAACACCGCGAAUAAGGACGAGGACUCGGACGAUGACGUCAUGUUCAUCUCAAAGACAGACGCCGGAGCUCAGAAAGCCUCGGGGGACAUCAUUUGUCUGGACUCAGCAAAUGUGGAUAAAGUUGAAAAGGCUCAAAGUGAAGAAUCUUCAAGUGCAAAAUUGAAAGAAGCCGCAGUAACGCAAGAUGUAAAGUUUCCUGACAGAAGCCCGUUGCACAGUCCCGACAGCAGCUCCAAUAACCUCAAUUCCCCCGCCAGAAUGUCGCCAGGAAGUACUCCCACCACGCCAGCAAGGUCCAGCAGCUUCAACCCUGAGUUGCCCGCUGCGCCGCAGUCGUUUGGAAACGGCAGAGUGAUGGAAAACAAUGACGUAUUAGGAGUCCAAAAAAAGCAAAUUUUCACUUUGCCGCAGCAAGGAGAUUCCAAAAUCCGAUUGCUGGACAUCUCGGAUAGCCCUUCCGGUCCAAGAAAUAUUGUCAAUCCUGCGAUGGCGACGAAAAAGACGGUCACGCUUCACACAGCCAAGGAAAUUGAUUCAAUUUCACCUGAUUGUAAAGUUUACGCCAAUAUUGGAGAGAACACUUACGACAUUGUACCAGUGAAGGAAGAUCCAGGAGAGGGAGGCUCGAACGCUAACAAAGAGAAGAGAUCCAUACCGGAAUUUUCCGAGAACCCUAAGUCCUCGCCGGACAAGAAAAAGUCCAAAUCCGAGUCCGAGAACCACUACGAGCUGAUCAUGGAUGGCAAGACUUUCUACGUGUGCACCGUGUGCAAACGUCCUUACGUGUGUCGAACAAGCCUCCGCCGUCACUUCAAUACGCACUCGUGGGAAAGGAAGUACCCGUGCCGCUACUGCGACAAAGUCUUCGCCCUGGCCGAGUACAGGACUAAACACGAAAUUCAACACACGGGCGAGCGGCGCUACCAGUGCCUGAUGUGCCACGGUACCUUCCUCAACUACCAGCUACUCUCCAACCACUGCAAGCAAGUGCAUCACAUAGCCCCCAGCGGCAAGAAGGCCAAGGACGGGGAAGACAACAUUUACCGCUUGCUGCCUUUCAAGGCGACGCAGACGAAGGCCUACUCGUGGAGCGCAGACGUGUCGGGUGGGCCAUUCAUCGGCCAGGACGGCGGCACUUACCGCGCGCCCCCUACUCCAGAGGGUGUCCCCCCACCUGCUCAGAGCCAGGCGUUGAAUUGGGACGAUAUUUUCGAAUCUGAAGAGCACAUGCUAAUGGGCCGACCGGGGGCGCCCAACAAUGUCAACCCACCCGAGGCCAAAUCGGAGUUUAAUUUUAACAUUCCGGAGACAUACUGA
Nerophis lumbriciformis (worm pipefish) is the source of this 1827-nucleotide messenger RNA. NCBI's taxonomy places the organism in Eukaryota, Metazoa, Chordata, Actinopteri, Syngnathiformes, Syngnathidae. The record is from RefSeq and is a predicted model, not a curated record.